Molecule: messenger RNA, 2663 nt
Organism: Vidua chalybeata
Lineage: Eukaryota; Metazoa; Chordata; Aves; Passeriformes; Viduidae
Gene: CCL17
Product: C-C motif chemokine ligand 17
Exons: 6
Coding region: 984-1622 (212 amino acids)
Biological process (GO): lymphocyte chemotaxis; cellular response to type II interferon; G protein-coupled receptor signaling pathway
Cellular component (GO): extracellular region
Molecular function (GO): CCR chemokine receptor binding; chemokine activity
Source: RefSeq, a predicted model, not a curated record
ACUGCUCCAUGCAUCCACUUAGAGUCUGGUUAAAAAGAGGGAAAGGUGAAAAAAAUGUCCGAGCUGAGUAAGGACCUACAGAGAGGCUCCUUAGACCUUCAGAAAGUGUGAAGAAAGAGGAGCCCAGCACAAGGAGGGAGAACUGUCCCCCAGGUUAACACAGAGGGGCUGACCCCUUUCAGCAGGUCCCUGCAGGGUCUGGGAUGCCUCAAGGCUGUGGAGGGAAGAAGAUGAUGGAAAGACACCCAAAAACUUUGAACAGUAAGUUUUCCAUCCAUUCUCCUCAGCCUGAUUCUGACUCCUGCCCUGCCCUGAAACGGGCUAAGCCAGCCCUGUCCACAAGGAAAGGUUCAAGUACAUCCCACCUCACUGCCCAGUUAUAAACAGGGAUUUUUGGUGGAAAACUUGGGUUCCUCUCCAUAGUACCAACAUGGAAUGUGAUACAAUUUGUGGCAGUAUUUGCCAACUUGCCACUUUCAAGCCACAGAGGGCUGGUGGCAGCAGCAGUCACUGUGCUUCUGUUUAAUUCUUCCCAGGAUUCACAAGCCAUCCAGGCAUCUCCAGCACAUUUGUAUUGGCUCUGGGCUGAGUGACCUUGCAUGGAACACCAGGCUUUGCCUUUCCUAUGGCUAUGAAUCCCCUCUCUGAAGGCCCAGGAGCUCUUGAGUUUACAUCUGCAGAGUGGAGGAUUUCACUUCCUUCAUGACUUUCACUGUGUGGGUGAACACAGAAGCUGACACAAUUUAUUUAGUCUUUCCAGGUAUUGUCUGUCUGUAAUCCUAAUGAUCCCAUGUGACAUGGAAAUCCCCACGGGCAAUGAAGCAGUAGCUUUUCCUUGAAUUAGGUUCAAAUUCUUUGGAAAAGGGGAGACUGGGGAGGAGUAGAGAGGAUAAAUUGCAGCAGCUCCUUGCCUGAGCACAGACUUGAGCUCUCCCAGAGAGGCAGAGCAGCAUCCUGCAAGGAAGAGCCCUCCCACAGCCACCAUGCUCACUGCAAGGAAAGCCCUGCUGCUCCUUGGGCUCCUCACCCUCUUGCCAUGCUCCAGUGCAGCCCCUUACUCUCCGGCCGAGUGCUGCUUCGACUACGUGAAGGGCGUUCUCCGGCUGGACAACCUCGUGGGUUUCUACUCAACUUCCAGGGAAUGUUUUUUCCCAGCAAUUGUGUUUGACACCAAGAAACAAGCCAAGGUCUGUGCAAACCCAGAGGAGAAUUGGGUGAAGAGAGCAGUUAGAGUGCUUCUAAAAAAGAAAGGACUUCAUAAGACAGCGUGGAGAGAGCCACAGGCACAGGCAGCGGGCAGGGUGACACAGGGCACGAGGAAGAGCCACCACUCAGCCACCAUGCUCCCUGCAAGGACUGUCCUGCUGCUCACCCUGCUCCUCACCUUCUCUCUGCACCACGCCACAGCCCACUUUGCACCCGUGGAAUGCUGCUUUAAGUAUGCACAGAAACGCAUCCGGCACCCUCAAAGCUUCUACGAGACAUCCAAAGACUGCCCCAAUCCUGCAGUUGUGAUUGUGGCUGCCAAUGGUGAUCAGAUCUGUGCCGACCCCGAGAAGGACUGGGUGAAUAAAACCAUAAAACGGCUUCAAAAGCAAAAAUUAAACCCAUCCACCAUCUGACUUGCCCAUCCAGUCUUCCCGUCUCUCGAGGGAGCCAGCAGUGCCGGCAGCUCUUCUCCAGCGGGUGCUGUGGCCUCGGGCACCGUCACUGCAGGCGGAGCCAUCCCGAACCCCGGCAGGAUCAGGUGUCAGUGCCAUGGACCUGCCAGCUCCCGAGCUGCUCCUGCUGUCACUGCCCUGCCAAGAUGUGCCUGUGGAGCAAAUAUUUAUAAUAAAGACUCAUUGCCACAAGUUGCUGUUUGAACUUCUCCUGAUUCUCCAGACCAAGCAGCAGAUCCUAACAAACCCAGGGCUUGCUGCAAGCAAAAGCCUCUGCCACAAGCUUGUUCUUCUCCAGAAGCAAACUGUGCCUGGUCACUGUGCUUCACUGGGAAUGUGACAGUGGAGCCAGGCCUUGACCCACGGGUCCAGGACCCACAGGUGAGGUUACCCUCACCCCAGGCAAAGCUGUACAUCCUCAGGGCAUGCUUGCAGCCCCAUGGGCUUUGCAGGUGCUCCAGAAUUAAGGGGAGGGUUCUGGGAAAAGAUACUGAUCUACCAAACCCUUAAUACCUUGACAGCUUCCAAGUGUGCUGGUGGUCACUGCCAAGUGUCUGAGGGAGAUAAAGAACAAUGUCCACAGUGCCAGGAGGGUGAGGACACAACCCCUUCAGCUGGACAGAGGUGUCCUGGCUGCCCAUCCCUCUGCAGGGCCAGGGAAGGGUGGGAGCAACGUGGGAUCCCAGAUAUUAAAACCAGGCUGCUGGCCCAUCUUCUCAUGGCAGAGGUGCAAACGUACAAGAGAAAACCUCAGAAAGGCAAAAGCAAGGAAUGGGGCAAAUGAUCCUCAGCCUAAAGCUUCACCAGUGUUUUAUGCUCAUGGCUAGAAAACACUUCAGGGCUGUAUUUUCUAGGGUAGUGAAUGGCACAGGAAAAACAUCCCUAAUGACAUUUUUGCCCAUGAACUGUAAGCACAUGGGAGGAAGCAAUGGUGGAAAGGGAAGCUGAAACAGAAUCAGAUACUGGGGGAAAAACACCUCGAGGACUGUGCAUCCCCUGUCA